This is a messenger RNA of Vittaforma corneae ATCC 50505, 1041 nucleotides long. RefSeq lists its product as uncharacterized. The transcript has a single exon. Lineage: Eukaryota; Fungi; Microsporidia; Nosematidae. Bases 1 to 1041 code for a protein of 346 amino acids. The record is from RefSeq and is a predicted model, not a curated record.
AUGUCAAGCACUCAGAAUGGAAUGCAGUCACAAGGCGAUACAAACAGCAUAGUUCCCAGUGGUUUCAUAUUGGACGACCUCGCUUCUUACGCUGCCUCGCUGCCUAAUGUCGAAUUGGGCAUUUGUCUUAUCUACGUUUUAUUGGCCAUUAUCACUUGGUAUAUUGCCAUCAACCAUUUUAAAUGGCAAAUCAGCAAUGGCAAGAAUGCCUAUUUCUACAGGCCAUGUCCAUGCUUUAAAUCCUUAAGUGACACUAUGAUUACUAAGUUGGAAUAUAUACUUAUUGUAAUCUUCAGGAUAAUUUCUACCUUCAUGUGCUAUAUAAUUUAUAUCCAUCUCCGGGCAAAGUGCACAAGGAUCGAGGACUGUGCUGUAGUAUUGCUUGUUCCUUUUGUUAGCUUUAAUGUAGCUUUGUGGCUAAUGUUUAUUAACUUUAUUAUAAUCGGAUUAUAUGCUUUCUUAAGAUUCAUAGUCAAGAUUAGCUUUCCCAUGGUCGGCUUUUGGGCAUGCACGGUAUUGGAGAUGACAGCUGUAAUCAUGGAAUGGAUAUUUGGAGCACAUGGGUAUUCGAAUCUUUAUAUGAAGUGGGGUGUGAUUGAUGAGGGUGUUAUUGGAACUCUAUAUUUGAUUUACCUUAUGAAACUGCCUGGUAUUAUCAAAGGCUCUCGUACUGCUGGGGAUAUGAAUGUUAGCCCAAGUAAAACUGAACAUGGUGUUUCCAUGCAGCCUAUUAGAAACCCUAAUCCUGAACAGCAGCCUUUUCUAGAACACAGUAUCAAUGUGACUGGUAGUAUCAGUAGUAAUGUCAAGGUUGGUGGGAAUAGCAAGCAACAGGAUAGAACAAAAGGUGAUACUUGCAGUCAGGCUAGCAUAGCAGUCGAAGCAGAGGUUCAUGUGAAUAAAUCAAGCGAAAAUCUCAAAACCGAUGCAAAAAGUUCAAAUCCAGGCGCAUUCACCAAUCCCAACAAUCAGUCAACGCGUAAAGUUCGUUUUGCAUCUCAAAGUCAGGACUUUAUUCAUAGUAAACCUUUGAAUAAAUAA